Messenger RNA from Zonotrichia leucophrys gambelii, 1728 nucleotides. RefSeq names its product unc-93 homolog A (gene UNC93A). NCBI's taxonomy places the organism in Eukaryota, Metazoa, Chordata, Aves, Passeriformes, Passerellidae. The transcript has 8 exons. The record is from RefSeq and is a predicted model, not a curated record. The coding region runs from base 108 to 1475 and encodes 455 amino acids.
ACCUUUUCCAACAAGGCAUAAGCCGUUUUUCUCCAACUCAAAUCAUCCCCUGGAAUAAUUGGAUCAGUUUUGCCCACCGGCGGACCUUUUGUCUUCUAUGAAUCAACAUGGAAAGGAAUCUUAAGAAUGUUUUGGUCAUUUCUUUCGGAUUUUUACUUCUCUUUACUGCUUACUCAGGACUCCAGAGCCUACAGAGCAGUCUUAAUGCAGAAGAAGGCCUGGGGGUUGCUUCCCUAAGUGUUCUGUAUGCUGCACUCACCUUAUCGUCCAUGUUCCUGCCUCCCAUCAUCAUCAAGCAGCUGGGCUGCAAGUGGACCAUCGCAGUCUCUAUGUGCUGCUACGUCGCCUACUCCUUAGGGAACUUCUAUGCUAGCUGGUACACACUUAUCCCUACCUCUAUGAUCCUGGGCUUAGGAGGAGCACCACUCUGGUCUGCCAAAUGCACUUACCUCACUAUUGCUGGCACUUUGUAUGCUGAGAAAGCAGGAAAAAGUGCUAAAGACAUUAUCAACCAAUACUUUGGGAUCUUCUUUCUGGUGUUUCAGACUUCCGGCGUCUGGGGAAAUCUUAUCUCAUCCUUGAUACUUAGCCAAUCUUCCAACCAAGGGGAGAUCUCAGAAGAAGACCUGGAAUGCUGUGGAGCAUAUGACUGCCUGACUGAUACCACUAACAGCACUGGCUCAGAAAGACCCUCUGACUCCUUAAUCUACACACUGUUAGGGGUCUAUACUGCUAGUGGUGUGCUAGCUGUGUUGCUGGUUAUUAUAUUUCUGGACCAGAUCAAAUCUGACCAAGCAGAGACUGAGAAAGAAAAAACACCUUUUUGGUCUACGUUCCUAGCAACUUUACGGCAUCUUAAAGAUAAAAGGCAGUGUCUUCUAAUCCCUCUGACAAUGUACAGUGGGUUUGAACAGGCAUUUCUUAGUGGAGACUUCUCAAAGAGUUUUGUGACCUGUGCCCUGGGGAUACAGUAUGUUGGCUAUAUGAUGAUCUGCUUUGCAGGUAUAAAUUCCCUCUGCUCUCUGCUCUUUGGAAGGAUCUCCCAGUUCACGGGUAGAAAACUUCUAUUUGCAUUAGCUGCAGUUCUGAACACAAGCUGUUUAAUAACAGUACUGCUCUGGAAACCUGAUCCCAAGCAGCUUGCUGUGUUUUUUGUAAUCCCUGGUCUUUGGGGUGUGUCUGAUGCUGUUUGGCAAACACAAACUAAUGCACUUUAUGGCAUUUUAUUUGAGAAAAACAAGGAGGCUGCCUUUGCAAAUUACCGUCUCUGGGAAUCAGUUGGAUUUGUCAUCGCCUUUGCUUACAGCACCAAACUGCAAGUCUACAUCAAAGCCUCCAUUGUACUGUCUGUGCUUGUGCUGUCCAUGCUGACCUACGGAGCAGUGGAGUACCUCGAGGCUAAGAGCUCCCCUGGGACACCUGCUGCUACAAAGAAGGAAAAUGGGGGGCCCCACUCCCAGGAAACACACAUGUAAUCCAACAGGGAUUGGAUUGAGUGAUGAAGGCAAAGCAAACUGGCCAGGUCCUUACAGGCAUGUCUCCAAGGGUGCUCCAGUGUAUACUGUAUCCAGAAAGACAGUAAAGGAACAGAUUUCAAGGGCAUUAUAAUGCAAAUAUCUCAGGAGUAAAAACCUCCUUAGACAUCUCACCUUUAUAAGGGAAGAUUAUGGGACUUUAUCCUUUCACGCAGAUGACCAACUAAUUAAUAAAGUCUUAAGAAAUGUAAGC